This is a messenger RNA of Bufo gargarizans (Asiatic toad), 1014 nucleotides long. RefSeq names its product SIN3-HDAC complex associated factor (gene SINHCAF). The transcript is spliced from 4 exons. The record is from RefSeq and is a predicted model, not a curated record. NCBI's taxonomy places the organism in Eukaryota, Metazoa, Chordata, Amphibia, Anura, Bufonidae. Bases 271 to 543 code for a protein of 90 amino acids. Gene Ontology annotation, biological process: negative regulation of cell migration.
AAAGAAUCUGCGGAAGCAAGCAGAGGACGGCACAGCAGACGACUGAACAGCUUCUUUUGCCCGCUCCCAUAAAAGGACAAUAGAGAAGCGGGAAGAGUGACGUCACUGAACGCAUGCAAAUGAGCUUGAUUGAAGAGAAUCUGAGCGUGGGAACCACGCACGCGCAGUAGGAGCGGGAUCUUUCGAGGUGGCCUGAAGAGUUUGAUUUCUGCAACACUGUGACCUGGACGCUGCAAGAGAAGUUCAACUUGUCUCGUUAAAGGAACAAAAAUGAUUGGAUUUUACAAACCAAAGACGUACAGAAGCUCCAGAGGAUGCUGCAUCUGCAAGGCCAAAUCCUCGAGCAGCAGAUUCACAGACAGCAAACGCUAUGAGGACGACUUCCAGAACUGUUUUGGGCAGAAGGUUUGCUGUGGCAUUAUCUACAAAGGCCGUUAUGGCGAAAUUCUCAUCGACGCCCAACACUACAAACCAUGCUGCAGUAAUAGUAAUAAGAAAACAGAGGAAACGCUACCUUUCAAUGGGCAGGGUCUCUUGCCAUGAACUGUUAAAGCACCACUUUUUUAUUUUUUAUUGCAGUUUUUAUUUUUUUGUAGAUAUGAAAUAUAUUUAAGUGUAUGUAUAGGACAUUUGUCCCUCUGACUUUUUUUUUUUUUAAUUAUCAUUGCUUGCCAGUUGCUGCAGAGUAAUAUGACAUAACUGAAGGGACGUCACCUUCUAAAUCUGUACAAUCUCCCAAUUCCUGUGUUGAAUUGGAACUGGUGUAUAAAGAGCGGUAGUAUUUUUAUAUGUAUAUUGUUGCUUUUUAUUUUUUUAUGCAGGUUGCUUUUCGAAAGGAUUGUUUCCUCAUGGGUUAUUUUAUUAUAUCCCCUGAUAUUUACCACUGUAUUUUUUUAUUUUUUUUAAAUGGACUGUGAUACAAACCUGGAACUGGAUGAGACGUAUAGAAACCAGCAGCAUUUAUGGCCUGGACGACUCGCUCAGGUUUCUGUAUGCUACCUUGUAACGUUUGGU